GACUGGAGGGUCUCGGAGAGGUCAGGCCAGAGAGCGGCCCUGAAGACUUCAUCAGGCUUUCACAGCGGCUUGUUUUGCUCUCUGCGUGUAAGUGUCGAUGCUGUAGAGACUCGUGUGCUUCACAUCUGUGUUGUUUACACAGUCUAAAGUAACGUUACCUAGGAGGCUUUUUUUUUAUCCACAGUAGGCGCCUUCUGACUCGAUUUGUACGAUUUUCUGGCAUCGUUCCCAACUGAACACUGGAACAGCAUUAGAGCUCCGAUUUUAAUCGUUUGCAGUAAAGGGUUGGCAGGUUUGGCAUGUUUAAGGAGUUUAUGUAUACACGCACCACGUGUUUUUACGUGAGCUGAGACGCUUGACAGUUGUGGCGAACGAGUCGUUUAGAAGUUGAUUCCUGAAUCGGUUGAAUCGAGCGGAUCUCGAGUCAAGAACUCCUCGGACAGAGAAAAGAUACUCUUAAUGUUAACAAAUGUUUCAGACUUUCGUCAGCAGACCUGUACCAUGAAACGAGUCGUAGGGUGCAGUCAGAGGCUAUGAGCAGCAACGAGUGCUUUGGUUGCGGCCGUUCAGGCCACUGGAUCAAGAACUGUCCGAACGCUGGACGUGGCCGUGGAAAGGGCCGUGGCAGAGGGAAAGAUCUCUUCUGCUAUCGCUGUGGAGAGCCAGGCCACGUCGCCAGGGACUGUGAGAGGACCGAGGAUGCGUGCUACAACUGUGGCAGAGGCGGCCACAUCUCCAGGGACUGCAAGGAGCCCAAGAAGGAGCGCGAGCAGGUCUGCUACAACUGUGGUAAAGCUGGACACAUGGCCCGCGACUGCGACCACGCCAACGAGCAGAAGUGCUACUCCUGCGGCGGCUUCGGACACAUCCAGAAGGGCUGCGAGAAAGUCAAGUGCUACAGGUGCGGAGAGAUCGGACACGUCGCCGUACAGUGCAGCAAGGCCAGCGAAGUCAACUGCUACAACUGCGGGAAAUCUGGCCACGUGGCGAAAGAAUGCACCAUCGAGGCCACCGCUUAGCCCCGUCUCCUCGUUCGCCCCUCCUUUUUCUGAUUGAUGGUUGUAUUAUUUUCUCUGAAUCCUCUUCACUGGCCAACGGUUGGCAGAUAGAGGCUAUUCCCAGGCCAGUGAGCUCUUGACAUGUAAAAGGAGGAAAGGGGUGGAAAAAAAACUUUCCACUUUCUGCAUUUAAUACAAAAAAAUGUUUAUGUUUAGUUUGGUAGAGGUGUUAUGUAUAAUGCUUUGUUAAAGAACCCCCUUUCCAUGCCACUGGUGAACAGGGACGUGUGAGAUGUGUUGAGUGGAAGAGCGUUUGUCGAGUAGGCCUCUAGAGGCUCACGGCCUCGGAGAGAAAAAACACGAACCAUACAGAGAUCAGGGAAGCGCUCGCUUCUGAAUGAUUUGCAUUUUUUUGUUUUAGCAGUGAGACCGAGGUAGCCUACGAGUGAUUGACCUGGAAAAGCAGCACAGGACACAUACGGUCGGGUCUAUCCGGGCCAAACCAGCAGCACGCAGCUAUGUGGAGAAAACAACAACAACAAAAUACAAAACGUGUAACAUAAAGCGUACAUCUUUAAAGCAUAUUCUGGAAACCUUGUGUACUGAUAGAGUCAGAAAAUGACCUCCUUUGUAAAACACGGGCUGUCUGAUCAUUCGAGACAGCCGCGACGUCGAAAACCUAGUUCAUGAUCCCAAGCGAAACGGACCGAUGGAGUUUAGGUCGCUCUACCCAAGGUGGAAACUUCAAUAAAAUAACAAUAAAAAAAGAAGAAGAAAUAAAAAAAAAGGUCAUAAAACAGAUUAGGAGUUGUGAGAGAGGUGAAUGUUUUCACAGAAAUCAAAAUGUUAUUUUUGUACAAUAUCACUUAGACUACUCUAAAACUAAUAAUAAUAAAAAAAACUAUCAUUUGCUUGUACUCUGUUUUUAAGUCGGAAGGUGAAUGCAAUUGAAGUUCUAGGACAUAGAAAUGUAAUUUUAAACUAUCAAUAAAUCUGGAGGAGGAAGGGGA
Molecule: messenger RNA, 2008 nt
Organism: Cyprinus carpio (common carp)
Lineage: Eukaryota; Metazoa; Chordata; Actinopteri; Cypriniformes; Cyprinidae
Gene: cnbpb
Product: CCHC-type zinc finger, nucleic acid binding protein b
Biological process (GO): positive regulation of cytoplasmic translation
Cellular component (GO): cytoplasm
Molecular function (GO): translation regulator activity; zinc ion binding; single-stranded RNA binding
Source: RefSeq, a predicted model, not a curated record